Molecule: messenger RNA, 1161 nt
Organism: Solanum lycopersicum (tomato)
Lineage: Eukaryota; Viridiplantae; Streptophyta; Magnoliopsida; Solanales; Solanaceae
Source: RefSeq, a predicted model, not a curated record
GUAUUCACGAAUCUUUUUCUAACUAAUAGUACUAAUUCUAUAAUCCUAAUUCUAACCUAAUCUACUUCGCCGGGCACAGAUUAGAUGCUGCCGUCGCCGUUCUCUAUCUCCGCCAAUGAAAUCUCUCACUUCCACUGCAGCUCUACUUCUUUCUACUUCUCCGCCGUCUUUACGAUCUUCUCUCUUACCAAGUCUUCGACCUCUUCUUUAUCGAGCUCGCCUCCGCAACAAGCUUAAUCUGAGAAGAUUGGGAAAUGGAACUUGCCGGGCAGAGUUUGCAAACGAUGUGCCUUACGCCGCUGCUAUUGGUGCUUGCAUUUUGAGCUCGUGGGUUUUCCCGACUACUUACACGGAGGAGGACGAUGGUGAAUCCACAAUUGAUUCUGCUGAUGCGAGGUUUGCUGUCAUGGCAAUUAUCAGCUUCAUUCCGUAUUUUAAUUGGAUGAGUUGGGUUUUUGCGUGGUUGGAUACUGGGAAACCACGUUAUGCAGUUUAUGCUCUUGUGUAUUUGGCUCCAUAUUUAAGCAACAACCUGUCUCUAUCUCCUGAAGAUAGCUUUCUACCCAUUGCUAGCAUCCUCUUGUGCAUCUUCCACAUUCAGCUGGAAGCAUUCCAAAAAGAUGGAAACUUUCAGGUAUUAGAUAAAUUUACGGAGACUGGAACUUCAAUUGCUGGGAAGAAAGAUGUAAGAAUGUCAGAAAAGGAGGAAACAUACGAUCUUAAGAAGUUGUCUUCAGCAGAUGAGAAAAGGAGUUGGGAAAUUUCUAGAAGACCUGAAAAUCGUGAGCACUUGAAUGAAGAUGGAGAAGAUCCUACUUCAAGGAAGCAUUAAUUUUACCUGUUUAAGGCUGAGUUUUGACGGGUCUAAUGCCAAUCCUUGGAAGGAGCACAAUCAUAUGCUGGUGUGUAACUGUGAAAGUAGUUCACUGACCAAACAAUAAGCAUCUUCUGUACACAACGGAUUGAUCUUAUCGUUCUAUGAUUCAACUCUACACCAAAUAUCUGAAUUGUCUCUUAUCAAAAUUUCGACCAGGGCCUACUAUGUUUUUGCAGUUGUAGAAUAAUGACUGCCUUAUCUGUAAGAGUGUACUGUGGGUAACACCCCUCAUGCUGUUUCUCUUCCUGAGUUCUAUGUAUCAAUUGUAGUUUGUUUUCUCAGAA